Messenger RNA from Manacus vitellinus (golden-collared manakin), 11167 nucleotides. It is a transcript of the gene DGKQ, whose product is annotated as diacylglycerol kinase theta. The transcript has 23 exons. Gene Ontology annotation, biological process: intracellular signal transduction; lipid phosphorylation; diacylglycerol metabolic process. NCBI's taxonomy places the organism in Eukaryota, Metazoa, Chordata, Aves, Passeriformes, Pipridae. The coding region runs from base 1 to 2739 and encodes 912 amino acids. The record is from RefSeq and is a predicted model, not a curated record. Gene Ontology annotation, molecular function: ATP-dependent diacylglycerol kinase activity.
AUGGGGGCGCGCUCGCUGCGCGCGGCGGGGGCAGCCCGCCUCCAGCCCGGUGCUGGGCGGGCGGGGGCCGCGCCGCGGCGGGGCAGCAGCCCGCCGGGCCACGGGUUCCGCAGGGUUACCCUGACCAAGCCCACCUUCUGCCACUACUGCACCGACUUCAUCUGGGGGCUGGCCGGCUACCAGUGCGAGGUUUGCAACUUCAUGUCUCAUGAAAAGUGCCUCAAGAAUGUCAAGAUACCAUGCUCGUGUAUUGCUCCCAGCCUUGUAAGGGUUCCAGUUGCACACUGUUUUGGGCCUCCAGGACAUUACAAAAGAAAGUUUUGCACUGUGUGCAGGAAGUCACUGGAGUCACCUGCCUUUCGAUGUGAAGUUUGUGAGCUACAUGUGCACACAGACUGUAUCCUGUUUGCUUGCAGUGACUGCCGACAGUGUCACCAGGAUGGGCACCUGGACCACGAUACUUACCACCACCACUGGAGAGAGGGAAAUCUUUCUUCAAGUGCUCGUUGUGAAGUUUGCAAAAAAACCUGUGGGUCUUCUGAGGUGCUCUCUGGCAUGAGAUGUGAAUGGUGUGGCAUCCUGGCUCAUGCUGCUUGCUACGUAAUUGUCACACCAGAAUGUACCUUUGGAAGAUUAAGGAAUAUGAUUCUCCCUCCAAGUUGUGUGCAGUUAUUUUCUCGCAACUUCAGCAAAUUGCACUGUUUUCGAAUAUCGGAAAAUUUGCAAACCGAAUCAGAUGAAGAUGAUGAUGUUGAUGGUUCAACACAGGGAUCAGCAAAAGAUGUCCAGAUUUCAACAGAUUCAAGUAAACAAACAUUGAAGAUAUUUGAUGGGAAUGAUGCAGUGAAACGCAAUCAAUUUCGACUGAUUUCAGUUCCGAGGAUUGCAAAAAAUGAAGAAGUUGUGGAGGCUGCUUUGAGGGCGUACUAUAUAAAUGAUGACCAGCAGGAGUACGAGCUGCAGACCUUCACGCAGCAGGUGCUGCUCUCUGAUGAUGUUAUCAACAGGAACGAUGCUGCAGAGGACAGCAACUUGGGCUCAGUAUUCCGAGAAUCCGUUCCUGAAGCUUGGAUCAUCAGAGCCAAACCAAAGGACGAGGAAGUGAUCAGAAUUUAUCCUGCCUGGCUAAAGGUGGGAAUGGCAUAUGUUUCUCUACGAGUAAAUAAGGAUAGCACGGUGCAGACUGUGAUCAAAGAAGUGCUUCCAUUACUUGGAAGGCAGACAGAGUGCCUCCAGAAUUUCAAAUUGGUAGAAGUGCUUAUGGGCAGUAAGCAAGUUCAGCGCAUGGUUUUGGACAAUCAGGAACUGAUUCUUAACAGAUUCAAGGACAUACGAAAGACUUCAAUACGUCAGAUGAAUCAAACAAGAUUUUACAUUGUGGAAAACAGUAAAUCCGUUGUGCAAGUAAAUUUAUUUGUUGGUGGCCUUCCACCUCAGCUUUCUGCUGAAGAAUACACAAAUAUUCUCAAGGAAGAAUUAGCUAUCAAAACAAAUGUAGUAUCUGUGAGUCAUGUUUAUCAAGCACAAGGUGCUGUUGUACUCCAAAUUUCAUGUUUUUCUGAAGCUGAAAGAAUAUAUAUGCUAGUUAAAGAUACUGUUAUCAAUGACAAGCCUCUGAAUGCUGUGGUGAUUCCUGAAGUUAUGGCUUCCAAGAUACCACAGAAUUGCUGCCCACUUCUUGUAUUUGUGAAUCCAAAAAGCGGUGGGCUGAAAGGUCGAGAUCUGCUGUACAGUUUUAGAAAGCUGCUAAACCCACAUCAGGUCUUUGAACUUACCAAUGGGGGCCCACUUCCUGGGUUUCACACGUUCUCCAAAGUCCCCUCCUUCCGAGUGCUGGUGUGCGGAGGGGAUGGCACCGUUGGCUGGGUCCUUGGUGCACUCGAGGAAAUCAGGCACAAGCUGGUGUGCUCAGAGCCCUCCGUUGCCAUCUUACCUUUAGGAACAGGUAAUGACCUGGGGAGGGUCUUGCGUUGGGGAGCUGGCUACAGUGGGGAGGACCCAUACUCCAUUUUGGUUUCUGUGGAUGAGGCAGAUGAUGUUCUUAUGGACCGCUGGACUAUCCUUUUGGAUGCGGAAGAGCCGGCUGAAGGUGCAGAGAAUGGCAUUGGAGAACCUGAGCCUCCAAAGAUUGUACAGAUGAACAAUUACUGUGGUCUUGGCAUUGAUGCAGAGUUGAGCUUGGACUUCCAUCAUGCUAGAGAAGAAGAACCAGGGAAAUUUAAUAGCAGGUUUCACAACAAAGGAGUUUACGUGAAAGUUGGGCUGCAGAAGAUAAGUCAUACUAGAAACCUCCACAAGGACAUAAAGCUGCAAGUGGACCAGCACGAGGUGGAGUUACCAAGUAUAGAAGGACUCAUUUUUAUUAAUAUACCCAGCUGGGGCUCUGGAGCCGAUCUCUGGGGCUCUGACAGCGAUAAUCGCUUCGAGAAGCCGCGCAUCGACGACGGCCUGCUGGAAGUUGUUGGUGUGACUGGCGUCGUUCACAUGGGUCAAGUCCAAGGUGGUUUUCGAUCAGGAAUCCGCAUAGCCCAAGGCUCAUAUUUUCGUGUAACACUCCUUAAGCCAAUUCCAGUUCAAGUUGAUGGAGAGCCCUGGAUUCAGGCCCCUGGCCAGAUUAUAAUUUCUGCUGCAGGACCAAAGGUCCAUAUGUUGAAAAAAUCCAAGCAGAAACAGAAAAAAACUGGAAGCCUGAGAGAGAUGAAAGUGGAUAGCAUGUCAGUCUCUGAAGGAGGACGCUAAGUGGAGACCUGUGUUCAGAAGUGAUGCAGCACACCUACUGUAGAUACCAAGCUGGUUCGGUAAAACCAAGUGCAGACAACUCCUGAAGAGUGUUGCCUACGAGCGUGCCUUUCAUUACAUUUUGACAGUACUGGGUUCUACUUUGUCUUUCAAAGAUAGUGCCUCAUUGUCACAAAUAUCAUGUAACACUUGUCUCAUCUGAAAUGUUUACUUUGGGUUGCUUUUCAAUAAGCCAUUUCCAUUUUCCAGCCAAACAGAGAUUCCAAGAUGCUGAGAUUUCUGCAUCUGCCUUCGCAAAGACUCCUCCCCUCCUUCUAGCUCCUUCUUAAAAUCAUUCCAUAGAUAAAUUUUGGUGAGUUGUUCCAUAAUUGAAAAUGUGUUCCUUUAAAUUAAUGUUCGCAAUAGCGUCCUAACCAAAAGAAGGCAAAGACUUGAGCUGCUGAGAACUUGGAUCAGUCCAAAUAGCACAGCUGAAACAGUACUACCGUAAAGAGAAAAACACAAAACACAGGAGAGAUUAUUUCUAUAAAAGGAGCCCAGUGCACUGGAAAGAGAGAAAGUACUAGAACAGCUGAGUCAAAAUAUUUCAGAGAGUUUACUUCAACAGUACUUGGGCAGUAUGAAUGAAGGGGAAACAACCUGUAGAACAAUUUUUCAGAUGCAACUUAGUUUCUCAUUAGUCAGCCAAAGCCUGUUUUAGAAGGCAUUUGAAUUUCAGCAGCUACAACGCUAACGUAAAAAAGAAAUAAGAAUACCCAAGACAGUAUUAUGGUAUACCAGUUUUUUUCUGUCACUGAAACCAUUAUCUUUGACACCAGAGUUUUCUUCUUGUCUUUAAUUGUGCUGUUUCUUUUUCAUGAAUUUGUCACAGUUGGACUAUUAUAUAACAGCAAGCUCAGAGACUAAAAGAAUCAUCACUAAUUAGUGUAAAAGAAGUACCACUUAGUGUUAAGUGAAUUAGAACAGUCAUCUGUUAGAGAUGAAGUACAGCAUAGCUUCUCUGAGGAGCCUUGGGCAGUGUUGAAGCCUGUGGUGUGCAUGUAACAUGCUGUAGGCUUCAAAUAACUGGGAAUGCAAGAGCCAUCAUGAAAAUUCACUUACCUGUUUAGGCUUCUUUAUUAGGGAGGGUUCAGAGCAUACUGAAAUCUGAAACCAUGACACCACUGAAAGCUCAACAAAACUGAUAUUUAUUACCAAGAGGUGGCCAACAAAACAAACAAACCCAAAAGUGAAGAAGGAGGAGAGAAAUAAGCCCCCAGCACAACCUCCCCAGUUACCCAGCUGUUGCCCAUAAAGUUAUCUUGCCGACCUAGCGUGCCUAUAAUUACCCAUUGCAGAAUCUGCAUCCUUGGAGAGUCAGUAAGUUCACAAAUUGGCAGGCGUCCCCGCCAAAAGGCAACAUUAUCCUUGAUGUGAAGCUUGCUGCCCUCCAAGAAAGAGCUUUCUGCUUUUAUACAAUUAACUGAGUGACUUCAGCCUAGGCAGGUGUGGCCAGCACUGCCCAGCCAGAGGCCCCCAGUCCCACCCCUUGUGAUGCAAGUGAUAUCUCGUCUGCACAUGCAUGGCUUUCCCCGCGCCUGCGCACUGCCCCCGGGGGAUCUCUUCCAAAUGAGUCUAGAGGUUUACUUCAUACCCAUAGUCUUCAGUUUCUCCUUCGAGCAACCUUGGAGGACGAUCAGCCAAAUCAUAAAAUAGCAAUUAAAUAUAGUUUAUACAAGAACUUUCUCCAAGGACGAAGUUUCCGUUUUAUCAGUGCUUUUUUUCUCAUAACUUGUCAGGGAAAGAACAAAACUUUUACAGGUGGCUGGGCCAAACGUGGACCAAAAGUAUCAGCGUAAUUAACCCCUGAUACAGCUUCUCAAGUCCUCGAUGGUGUUGUUGGUGUUGUUAUCAGGUGUGGGCCCAGGGAUGCAGUGGCUGUCUUUUUUCACUUGGAUGAGGGUGUGCUCUUCAGAUGCUCUGCAUUUAUUCAUCUGCUGAAGGUGUGGAGAUCUGGUACUCCUUUUACAGCUUCGUGCUAGAGACUGGCGCUGGAGCAGGUGUGCUGGUCCUGCCAUGCACAUGUAUCUGCUGUCCAUGGCUCAUGGUCAUGUUGUUCUUCACUCAUCUCUGCUGGGCUCAUCUCACCUUCGUUCUCCAGGGACUGAACCUUUCACCUUGGGUCAUCAUCAUACUCAAGGGGCCCUGUGAGCCACUUGUGGGCAGGGGGUGGGGCCUGCAUUAUUUUACCACUUGUAUCUGCUGCUUGGAGCUACUUAAGCCAUGUUGCCUAGAGCCCACUCAGCCAGACAGUGGGCUUACUUGUCCUCUGUUGCACAGUAAUAACUAAUUCAGCUAUGGGUGGCAUGAAUUCAUCACCCAAGUGUCAGCUUUAGGAGCAUUCCUCCUGCCAGUGUGUCUAGAAAAACAUCUCCAGCUGCUUCAGGGGACUUAAAUUUAACUUUUAAAUAUGCAAAAGCCAUUUUCUGAUGGAGCCAGUUACGUGCUGAGGCAGUUCUUACUGGGUCUUGUUGAUGAGUCUGUACUCUAAGCACUUGGCCAACUUUAGCAACACCUGUGCUUUCUACUUUCCAGUCGUGGUGCAGACAAAGGUGUGAAUGUGGGUGCUACAAGAGAGUCAUCUAUAGCAACAGAAUGAUACAGCUAAAGCUAUAGAGACAAAACAGCCAUGGAAAAAUGGAAGGUGCCUGCAGCCUCUCCUUCCUAUCUAGUGAUUCUGUCUGUUCUUAUGUUCUGGUAGAGAUGCAAUUGGAGGACUGACUCCUGUUUUCAGUGAAACCUCUUCUUAAUUGUUUAAAUUCUUGAUUUAAUUUCAGGGAUGUUCUUCAGGUACCACAGUGUGGACUACAACUUAACUUUUAUUUGACAUGCAAACUGGAUUCGUGCUAUGAGGGAGAUAGUUUGGAUAGUACAGAGCUAAAAUCCUUGUCUUCCUGAUCAUUAAACACGGGGUUGUCUGCUUCAGACCCUGGGCAUGAAGGAUCAGCUGGAGCUCUUCUGGCAUCCUGGUACCAGCAAUACAAGUAGGAGGAAUGAAGUGUUGUAUUUGAGGGUAUGCACUCCCUGGAUGAAUCUCACAAAUUAGAGAGGAAAUCUGAAAUAGAAUGCUGCUUCAUAAUUGUCCAGAAAGACAGAGAAAAUGCUUUGUAUCCUUGGGGCAGCAGAAAGAAUGCAUGGUCUUACUUUCCAGUUGCUGACGGUAACAGAAAGGAAAACUUGACUUUUUGUUACAGAAAAUGUGCAUAAAUUUUAAGAUUGCUGGUGCUGUCUUCUGCAACCCAAGUAAAUAAACCUGUCUUAUUAUUUUCCAGACAUAUAUAACCCUUCAGCAUGUAGCUGACACUGUUUCAAGUUUUUGGCUUGUUAAGGACCUGACUGUCUCUCCCUUUUGCUCAGUAUCUGUUUUCUGAAAUAACACGAAACUCGCAGAUCACAGUAUUUUAAUCAGAGGUCCCCUUAGUGUGGCGUGUCCUUCCCGGGAGAUUUUCCAUCCCUGGAACUCUGUACAAGCCUGUCUCGGGGUAGCAUCAUGGAAGCAGUGUGACACUGAAGUAUGAAUGUAUUCUUUUUGCAACUUCCAGAGGAGAUCCUGGCGGAGGACAACGUGGCAUAUUAAUAUAAUAUGUAAAUUAAUUACACGGACCCAGCUAGCUUGGUUGGGGGUUCUGAGCCAAAUCCACUUUAUUCAAAUGAAACAACACCUUAUAUAUGUGGGUUCAAAGUAACACAAGACUCCCUUGACCCAUCACCAUGGGUUUCUCACUGCCCAUGUGUGGGAGUACUUCGGGACUUUAUUUCCCAGGACGCCUCAUCCAGCAUCCUUCCUGUAACCCGACUCCUACAGGACAAGAAGUCUCUGAGUUAUGUUUUUCUUUCUCUUUCUUUUUUUUUUUUUUUCCAGAAAGCAACUGCCAUUUUGUUUGAGUAGAUGAGUGCCACACUGGAAUGAAAAUGUAUCUUAAGAAAAAGGCACUUGGCAUCUAAGAUCUUUAUGCACUGUAAAGUGAUGUUUAUUGUGUUUUGAUGCCAAAAUAGAUUCCUGGGCAGUUGAGAUAGGAAACCCCCUGUAAAACUUUUAAAAAGAGAAACUCACUCUUUAGCCCCUCUAUUAAGAUGAUGUUCCAUUUUCAGGUUCUGUAAAGGCCAGUGUAUCAAGAAUAUUUUUUUCUCCUUUUUUUUUUUUACAUUUUCAUCACACACAGUGUCUGAGAAGGCCUAGUAUUGUCUUGUGUAGUAUGUAAGACUUGAAUGAAAGAGGGAGAUAACUCUUUGCAGUUAAUGCAAAACAUUUAGACUCGGUCUUUACAUUGAACAAAACAAUGCAGUAUAAUUUUCAUGGCAGUGAGCAGAUAGAUGAGUCUCCAUACUGACUCUUAGAGUAACAUUGUAUGAGAACCUAGUGGUCACAGGCCAAGUACUUUAAAUAAUGCAGUAGCAAUGGUGGUGGGGAAGAGGCUCAGUUUAGUUAAGACAGGUGUUAAUGAAUGUGAGGGACACAGGACCAGGAGCUGUAGCUGUAGACAGGCUCAUUGCUAUCCUGAGUACACACUCCUUCAUUCUCUCUCCAUUGUCCUUGCCUGUAAAUCAUGGCAGGCACGGAUAGCACAACUAGCAUCCCUCCUGCUGAGAUACACUCUCCUGACCUUUUACUAGUGUCCUACUUAAGCUUUGCCAGCGCUGGGGAGAAAAGGGUCCUGAAAAUCGUGGUUCCUUUGAAAUAGCCCAAUAUCACAUAGGAGAGAAGGUGAUCAGUUGGUUAAAAUCUGUUCUGAUGGGUAAACAAACCUCUGCCUUGAACUGGGAGAACUGAAAUUCAAAAGCUCAUCCCUGAGAUACAGGUGCUACUUAGAAUAUUUGCUGCUUUUUUUCCCCUGUGGCUUUUACCCUUGAUUUGUAUAAUUUAAAUUGCUGGUGUUUUCACUGCAUUGAUUUUUAAAUGAAACUGUCAUUUUGCCAAAAACUGUUUAUGUAUGUGUAUAUAUGUGCGUGUACAUACAUGCAUAUACAUACAUGUGCACACACCCUUUGAAAAUACGCCUUAUUGUAUUUCCUUCCACAGUGCCUAAUUGUACAGCUUUUGCUCCGUUACAACAUUCUGAUAGCACUCACUUCUGGAUCUUUCUCUCACCAGUUUUGGACAGGAGGCAGGACUUGCGCUUUCCAACAAGACACGUGAUGGCAAUACAGUGAAAAACACAACUGUGUUUAGAGUACAGUCUCUGUGCAUGUACAGUUUGAGCUCCUCUUGCUCUUUCUAGAUUUUAAUCAAGUCUUUGUGUGUCUAAAAUCAGUGGCAAUGGCUAUUGUAGCAUUUUAAAAUAUAGAAAAAGCUGAGCAUAGUCCACUGCAAGACUUAACUAAGGAACAAAACUAACUGAACUGUUCUAGACAAUUGUUUGUUAAUCUUCACGGUUACCCUCUUACAAGUAUUGUACAGAUUUCGUUUCUUUAAAGAGCAAAUAACGCACUUGUUUUGAGUACCAGCUGUUUGAAUUGCUAAGUAUUUAUGUGUGCAUGUGACUCUGUAGCAGUCUCUUGACAUAUAAACGUGUCAUUAUCAAAUGAAGCCUCAUUUUGUGGGAGGAGAAGGCAAGUGGAGCUGUUGUGACACUUAAAAGGGCUUAUGUUGAAGACACGGCAGAUUUAGCUGCAUAUGUAUUUGAUAAUGUGCUGAGCAGGUAUGCUCUGUGCUGCAUAGCCUCUGGUCCAUAUUCCAGCACUUUGUGAUAACAGGGGUGCAUUGGAGUUGUGCCCUUGAGAGACCUGGCAGAAGAUACUCUUUCAUUCUGCACCCCAUACCCCUUCCUCACAACCUUCAGUGUAACUGUACAUCUUCUGCUAGGCUGCCCUCUUGCCCUUCAGGCCUAGCUCUGUACAGAAACUGGUACUAAAGGCAUGAGCCCGUGAUGGUAAAUGUGCAUGGUGAGUGGGGGAAUGGAGUUCCUGCUCUAAAACACUGCUUUGUUGAUGGGCUUAGACUAUUUUUUAAUUUCUGCUUCAGCUUCUACUUUAGCCAUUUAACAGCUGUGCAGUAAAGGCUCAGCAACUACUGAACUACCUUGAAUUCAUGGUGAUUACGUUGCCUCAUUUUCAGGCUUUGAUCUUAUAUGCACAGUGCACAUGUAACUUCAUUACACUUUUUGCACUUACUAGAAACUACACGUUAGAUAGGCUUAGGCUGUGACAAAAUCACAAUGUUUGUACUUUUUGUAUAAAUAUGGGGAUGAUUCUACAGAUACAAAGAUGCACUUUCAGGUAGCAACGAAAACAAGUUUGUAGAAUGCAAUUGUUAAGGAGUUUCUCUGACUGCAGUGUUCCUGAUCCCCAUCCAUAUCUAAUACUGUGUUCUUCUUGAAAGCCUUUUUGGGAAUGAGAGAUGGCUUCUUCCUCCCAUCGCAGUAUGUAUUUACAGCUGACUGAAAGUUCAUGUAUGCUUUUGAGCAAAUUGGCUGCUAUUCUAAGUUUUAGGUUUUAAGUAACGUUCAAGCUUAAUUUAUAAUGUCAAUAUUUACUGAUUUGACAUUUAGUUGCAGGAGAGAUCCAGCUCAAAGCCUUCAUUCCUUUUGCUAUUUAAUGUUUUUGGGGAUUUUUUUUUUUAAACAAUGUAGCUUUUUUAUGUGUGGAGUGCAGUGAAAUGAAUGCAAAUUACUGAUCUUAACCUGCAGUUAGAGCAGCAGUUUCAAUGUUUACAGGACAGUGACUAUUGAUUGUAAAUGCAUACGUGUUCACUGAAGCAGUGCACUCUGUGUGUUUUGGAAGCAUUGUUUCUGCUUACCAUAUGUCACUUUGGAGAGAUUUAAGUGCAGAUUAUGACUUUUCUGCCAUGGACUCACAGGACAGAAUUUCUACUGAUAAUGUUGUACUGAACAUGUUUUCUGAAAAAGUGACUUUUUUUUUGGUGAAGAUAAUUUAUGAGAAUGUUUUAUAAGCAGAUCAGUGUUCUUGUAAAAGUUGGUCUGAAGUCUUGAAAUAAAUGUGUGUAGAUAUUAAAGACCUAUCCCAAAGCAAAUAAUUUUUUAAUAGGGCACUGUUAGUGGUGUAGUUACCCCUCAGAGCUCUCCUAGCAGCACACCCACUUAGUGUGUCACUGUGCACUGCUCAAGUGUGUUAUUUAGGGGACAACUUGAUUUCAGAAGAUGUGGCUUCAUUUAUAUUGUGUGUAUCACCUGCUAUGCCUCUGGCAGCAACUCCUAAUAUAAACAUCAGCUCUACAAGGCAGAACUUCUCCCCAAAUGGAUCAGGUUGAAGAGCAGAGAGCCUGCCCUUGUGCUUGACUGCAGGAAGGUUACAGGUCUGGUGACUGGCACUUACAGUCCUCUCUCUCACUGUCACACAGUGUUCCACAUGAGCCCUUUUGCUUUCUGAAGGUGGGCAGGCAGGCACAAACCAGGAGUGCCUGAGUCAAACUGCUAGCAGUUUGGCUCACCAUGGCACCCAUUUCCUAGUGCUGCUGGUCUUGCCAAAUCGAGUAGCAGGAGGUGCUUGAAGAAUUACUGAGUAUUUAUUGUGUAAUUUUAGGUGCAUAUAAAGCCUUCACUGCUAUUUUAAAGCACAAUUCGGGGAUCUGUAGCAUAGCAAUAGCUGUACAACUCCAGCAUUCCAAACAUGCCCAAAGCAAGUUAUCCUUGUGAUAGUUUAAUUAGCAAUGGUGUAGCUAGUAGCAAUCAAUACCUUGAAGCUGCAAGUUCUGAUUACUGGAAGAGAACAUCUCUGCUUUGAAUGCAAAGCAUCAGAGUUUGCUAUAGAUUUCAGUGUCCUUCCUACUUAUGAACAACCUAUGACAUCUUAAUUCAAACUGUGGCUUCACUAUUGCUUAAAUAACUGUUUUUCACCUCUGACUAUUUAAAUUAUCCAAAUUCAUGCAGUUGUAUGAAUGUUGUUUUAUUAUCAGGAUACUCUUAAGGUGUCUCAUAGCAUUUCUUGUGAAUGUUCUAAUACAUUGGUAAUAAAUCAUCUUGGCCCAAUAAACAAAUGUAAGAUGACAAGUUAGUGUCUAGUGCUUGUUCUUUGUGCACCUGCCUAAUUCUCAGAAUAAAAAGCGCCUAAGCAUAAGCAUUAAAGUGGUUGAAAACACAUUGUGUGCCUCAAACCAGUAAUGCAUUAUCACACAUGUUUACUUGUGGAUUGGUCUCAGAAACUGGCUUUGAGUGAUGUAGCUUGUUUCUCAAUGCCUGCCUUGCAAAUGAGACAUGUCACCAUAUUGUGGUAACUUGUCUACAAAUAACAUACCUGGUGUAAUAAUUAGUUUUUGAAAGAGUAAUUUAUAAAAGGUGGACUUUUCUCUUAUAUUUAAACAUCUGUUUGUCCUUGGGUUCUGUUCUUAGAGCAAUUCUGUAUAUAUUUUGCAAUAUGUGUUUUGUGUUUGACUGUACAUUUUGCACCAAUUUGAAAUUCUGUAUUCUAAAUAUAAUUUACAAGUUCCCAGAGA